AUGAUUAAUUUCUACAUUUGGACAGCCAACAUCAUCUUGAUAGGAUUAAUUAGACCUACUACCCAGUGUGAUUCAAAUACAUUGGAAGGAUGCCUUCUAGAUAACACUACCGAGGCAACCAAGAUAUCACUCUUAGAUUAUUCAGCCUAUGGAUAUGGCUUCUGGUUCUAAUAUUUACCCAUGCUGCCUACACUUUAUGAUAACUUAUAAAGAUUUCCUAAAAUAGAAGGGUUUCUUUUAUUAAGGGAGAUAAAUCCUGAUACUUCUUAGUAUAGGGUAUUUUUGUAUUAAGAUUGGACAAACAACAAUGCUAAUUAAGAAAAAUACUUAUAUUUAUAAUAUGAAUCAAACGGCUAAAUGAUCUAAUUAGCAAAAUUCAUAUUUGACUCAUUCGACUUUUAAGGCAAAUGGAUUCAUAUAUAUGUUUCAUAUUAAUUUCCUGAUUAAAGAUAAAUAAUUAUGUAUGAAAUUCUGAAUGAUAAUUGUUAAAUCAUAAACUAUUAAUCUAGCACUAAUUUAGAAUUGAAGGAGAUCUUAAUUACUCAAGGAGGAGAAUUAAACUUAUAAUUAAAUUAAAAUGAUGAAUCAAAACAAUUUGUUUAAUAUCCUGGUAGAAUUUCGAAAGUAGAGUAUAAUUUCAAUAAAAAUAAUGUAGUUUUUAACGCAGUUUAAGAAUUUAAACAAUUUAUUGAAUAAUAAUUUAUACCUUAGCCAUUUUGUUAGACUUCAACUUAUGAUAAAUAAUUAAUAUCAAGUUAUAUAUACCAGUUUGGAUUGAUUUAACUUGAAUCUUGGGUUAAGAUUGAUUAUAUUUUAGUACUAUUAUUUUUUAUCAUAGAAUGUGAAUUUUUCAACCAGCGUUUUUGGAGUUGAGAUACUCUCAGAAUUUUCUGCUAAUACCUAUUAAAAAUUAGUUGAUUUAUAGUAUUGCCUUAUUUAAGCAUGGAAAUCUGAUUUAACAAAUGGAGUGCUCUUCUAAACUCUCAAUUAGAUCGAUCCAGACUAAUUCUUAAAUUAGGCACAAUUUCUAAAUGAUGCCAAAGUUGUUUUCCAUACCUUAAAAUAAGACUUAAGAUAAUGGCAUUAUGUUUCUAUUCUUUAUGGUUUUGAUUAUGCAUAAGUGCCAGUUUCAAAUUUGAAAAUGUGGUUCCUUGAUGGGGAGGUCUAUGAUGUUCAAUAUCAUAAUAAAACUUUUCUUUUCUAAAAAAGUCCCAUAAGAAUUAGAAGCGCAUUCCUUCUCAAUACAGCAGUUAAUGGGAUUUAGAUAGUAGCAGAGAGUAGUAAGAUAACUAUUUGCCUAACGGAGUCACUUGCUCUCAUGAAAAGUAAGCCUAUUUUUGAUUGAAUAGAGUGUCAUUUCAGUUGUUUCGAUUGCAAUGGUCCAUAUCUUAAUUAAUGCAUAAGUUGCGAUUAGAACUCUAAUAGAUAUCUAGAAAAUAGUUAGUGUAAAUGUACUCUUGGAUAUAUUGAAAAUAAUCUUGGAAAUUGUAUAUGUAAUAUCAUUAUCUGAAAUUAGAAUUCUUGGAUUUCUAUCCCACAUCUAUUGAAGAUUACAAUGCAAAGAAUUAAUCUUUAUCUUAAUUUGGUUAUUUUCCAAUUAAAGAAUUUAAUAAUGAAAUUAUUUAUAUACGUUGUCCUUAAUUUAACGAAAUUUAAUUGGAAAAGAUAAGUUGCAUAGAAUGCUUGACUUAACCGGAAACAUUUGCUAAACUAUUGAAGUGUGAAUCAGAUUAUGUAGUUAAUAGUUAUGGUCAAUAUGAAUUAAUAUAGAGAGAAGAUAAAGAUGUUGAAUUAUAUGUUCUUGCAACAUCAACAUCCUCCCUUACUUUGUGUGUUGGGUGUAAGUCUAUUUGUAACUAAAAUAUUGAUUCAAAUUGUCAUUUUCAUACUUUAUUACAAGUAUAUAUUUAAUGUCAAUCGCAAUUCUAUUAUAAAAAUGGAGAAUGUUAUGUGUGUAAUUCAAAUUGUAAGACAUGUGAAGAUUUUUCAAUUUGCACAUCUUGUUAUGAUUAAAUGACAUUAAAUCCUGUGAAUAAUGAGUGUCUUGAAUGUCCAAAGGAAUGUUAAGAAUGUGAAUAUAAUUCUGGUGUUCAAUGCAAAUAAUGCAUAGGAUAAUACUCAGUGUUUUAAGGAUAAUGUUACUCUUGUAGUAAAUAUUGCUUAGAAUGCGUACAUGUUUAAAAUCCCAAAGACGGAUCUUAUUAUAAUAGAUGUAUUAAUUGCAUUGAUAAUUAAAAAUAUUAUUUAUCAAUUAAUGCAGUUGAUUGUAUUGAAAAUCUAGAUAUUCAUUGCAUAUAUGCAAUCUAAUUUCAUAAAUCAUGGUUUAUGAGAAACAGAGUAAAUACUAUAUAUCAUUUGUAUGAAAAAGGAGAUUUUAAUUCUGAUUAACUUAUUAAUUACUGUGCUUUGUGUGAGGAUGGAUAUGCUUCAUUACUUUCAGGAUAAUGUAUUAGAAUAGAUUCAAUUCCUGAUAAUAUUGAAAAUAAAGAAUAUUGUACACAAAUGUACUAAAUGGAGGUGUAUCAAUCAUUGUAAUUAAAUCAAUUAUAGUACUAAUGUAUGGUUUACACAAAAGAGUUGAAAUAAAUUGUUUCAAUUUCAAACGGUUGUGAAAAUAUCUUUUUUAAUUGUGAUUACUGUUUCAAAACUAUAUGUUUGCUUUGCUAUCCUGGAUAUUAUAGUGAAUUUGCUUCUGGAUAAUGCAUUCCAUGUCCAUCAGAAUUAAAUUGCUAUAGAUGUGAAUAGCGAUCAAAGUAAUGGAAGAAUGGCUGGAAAAUUUGGUAUGCCAUGGUUCAUUUUAAUAUGAAACGUAGAAACUUAUAAAGUGAUGUGUUCGGAAAUGAAGCAUAAAAUAAAUUAGAAGUGGUUUGUAAGACUUGUACAAUUGAUUUUGAGUUUUACUAAGAUAAAUGUAUCAAAAAAUGUGCAGAGAAUUGUGAGCUAUGUAUAAAAAGCAAUGGAUAAAAUAAAUGUGUGAAAUGUUAGAUAUAUGAAGGUCGACGUCUGUCCUUAUAUGAAGGGGAUUGCAUUGAUUGUCCAAGAUAUUGUCAGAUUUGUAAACCUAAAACUAAUUCUUAAUUAUUAAGUGCUAAUCCAUAUUUCUCAAAUUCUAAUGUCAAAUCUUCAACACAUACUUGUUUGUUGUUAUAAACCGGAUUAAGCUUUUAAGAUUAUUAUUAUGAUACUAAAUUUUAAUAAUUCUUUAAGUAAAGUUAAACCGGAACAGAUCCGAAUUCGAUUACAUUGAAAUUCAACCUUUAUUGUAAUUUAGAGCUCUUUAAUCAACAUCUAGAAUUAGCCUUAGAAAAAUAACAUUUUCUAUAGUAAAAUGUUAAAUUUGAGGAACUAGUAACAAAUAAUAAAUCUUCCAGCAAUUUUGGAAGAAUUGAAAANUUGAUUCAAAUUGUCAUUUUCAUACUUUAUUACAAGUAUAUAUUUAAUGUCAAUCGCAAUUCUAUUAUAAAAAUGGAGAAUGUUAUGUGUGUAAUUCAAAUUGUAAGACAUGUGAAGAUUUUUCAAUUUGCACAUCUUGUUAUGAUUAAAUGACAUUAAAUCCUGUGAAUAAUGAGUGUCUUGAAUGUCCAAAGGAAUGUUAAGAAUGUGAAUAUAAUUCUGGUGUUCAAUGCAAAUAAUGCAUAGGAUAAUACUCAGUGUUUUAAGGAUAAUGUUACUCUUGUAGUAAAUAUUGCUUAGAAUGCGUACAUGUUUAAAAUCCCAAAGACGGAUCUUAUUAUAAUAGAUGUAUUAAUUGCAUUGAUAAUUAAAAAUAUUAUUUAUCAAUUAAUGCAGUUGAUUGUAUUGAAAAUCUAGAUAUUCAUUGCAUAUAUGCAAUCUAAUUUCAUAAAUCAUGGUUUAUGAGAAACAGAGUAAAUACUAUAUAUCAUUUGUAUGAAAAAGGAGAUUUUAAUUCUGAUUAACUUAUUAAUUACUGUGCUUUGUGUGAGGAUGGAUAUGCUUCAUUACUUUCAGGAUAAUGUAUUAGAAUAGAUUCAAUUCCUGAUAAUAUUGAAAAUAAAGAAUAUUGUACACAAAUGUACUAAAUGGAGGUGUAUCAAUCAUUGUAAUUAAAUCAAUUAUAGUACUAAUGUAUGGUUUACACAAAAGAGUUGAAAUAAAUUGUUUCAAUUUCAAACGGUUGUGAAAAUAUCUUUUUUAAUUGUGAUUACUGUUUCAAAACUAUAUGUUUGCUUUGCUAUCCUGGAUAUUAUAGUGAAUUUGCUUCUGGAUAAUGCAUUCCAUGUCCAUCAGAAUUAAAUUGCUAUAGAUGUGAAUAGCGAUCAAAGUAAUGGAAGAAUGGCUGGAAAAUUUGGUAUGCCAUGGUUCAUUUUAAUAUGAAACGUAGAAACUUAUAAAGUGAUGUGUUCGGAAAUGAAGCAUAAAAUAAAUUAGAAGUGGUUUGUAAGACUUGUACAAUUGAUUUUGAGUUUUACUAAGAUAAAUGUAUCAAAAAAUGUGCAGAGAAUUGUGAGCUAUGUAUAAAAAGCAAUGGAUAAAAUAAAUGUGUGAAAUGUUAGAUAUAUGAAGGUCGACGUCUGUCCUUAUAUGAAGGGGAUUGCAUUGAUUGUCCAAGAUAUUGUCAGAUUUGUAAACCUAAAACUAAUUCUUAAUUAUUAAGUGCUAAUCCAUAUUUCUCAAAUUCUAAUGUCAAAUCUUCAACACAUACUUGUUUGUUGUUAUAAACCGGAUUAAGCUUUUAAGAUUAUUAUUAUGAUACUAAAUUUUAAUAAUUCUUUAAGUAAAGUUAAACCGGAACAGAUCCGAAUUCGAUUACAUUGAAAUUCAACCUUUAUUGUAAUUUAGAGCUCUUUAAUCAACAUCUAGAAUUAGCCUUAGAAAAAUAACAUUUUCUAUAGUAAAAUGUUAAAUUUGAGGAACUAGUAACAAAUAAUAAAUCUUCCAGCAAUUUUGGAAGAAUUGAAAAUCUAAAUUUGUACACAUUUCUAAGUAUCUAACAGAUUUAAGAAGUUGAAUUACAAUUUAGCUUUAUUUAAGAUUGUUCUAUAGAAUUCCAUUCUUACAUAUUCACUACUUUAAUUUAGAACAUCUAUUUUGUCACUUCAGCUAAAAUUACUCUAGUUGGUAAUGGGUAUACAUUAUUCCUUAACUAAAAUUUAGAAAUACUGAAUUUUGAAUCUGUUUCAAUACAACAUUUAAUAAUUUAGCCGAAAUCAACUGUGAACAUUCAUUUAUAAUCUUUAAGUGCUUUGAAAGUACUAUUUAAAUCAAUAGUUAUAAAAUAAUAAUAAGAAGAUUAAAAUCCAAUAACAUUUAAUAUUGUAUCCACAAAUCUCUAGGAAUUAUAGAUUCAAAACUUAUCUUUACAAAAUCUAAAUCUACAAUCUGUAACUAGUUUGUUUUCUUUCGAAUAUACAGUUUACUAACAAUACAUUAACAUUAAUAUUGAUGAAUUUAAUAUUUAAAAUUCAAAGAUUCACAAUUCAAAUAUCAUUUUACUUGAUAAUUACUUUUAAAAAACAACAAAUUGUUAUUUGAAUAACAUUCUAAUCACAAAUUCCAAUCUUUAUGCUAGUAAAUUUUUGACAACUUUAAAUAACUAAUAUCUAGAAAUGUAUGGUUCAUUUUCCUAAAUAUCCAUGUAUCUCUCUUUGUUUUCAGAUAUUCAACCUUUAUUCUAGACCUUUUGUUUUAAAACUUUAAAUAUUAGCAGAAUAUCUUUAACAAAUUCAACAUUCUCAAAUUUUAUUCUAUUUUAAACAAAUAAUGAAUAAAUUAAUAAGGACUAUUAAAUUAAGUCAUGUAAUUUAAAGAAUAGCUCAAUUAUUAAUUUUUUUUAAGACUACUAGUUUCAAUCUAUUAUUUUACAGAAUAUCGAAAUUAAUUAAGUUUAUCAUGACGAUAAAACAAUUCUUAUAAAUUUAGUAUCAAAUGAUUUGACUAGUACAGUUAAGAUGUCUAAUAUUAUUUUAGAUACAAUUACUAUUUUUGAUAAUAUUGAAUUGGUUUAAAAUUUAUAGUCAAGUUAGUCGAUUAUUAUUAUCUAAUCCAACUUAAUUGAAAUAUCUGAUGUUAAAAUCAUCAGAUCGACUGGCAUUACAGAAUUUUUAUUAUCCUCAGCUAUUAACUUAGUACUUUCAAAUUUUACUAUUACUUUAAACUAAAAGUACAUCUUUAAAAGCAUUAUCACAGAUGAGUAAUGUUCAUAACUUGAUAUAUAUUCUAAAUAUGCACUCACUUUAAUUGUUUAGAUGGCAUAAAAUAUUAGAAUAUAGAACUUUUAUAUAUCUAAUCUUAUUAUUUAGGAUUUCCCUAUGAUUUACAUAAUCUCUGUAGCAACCUAAAUUAUUAGAAGAUCUGAAUCUAUUGUAAUUGAUUUAAUGAAUGUAGAUAAUUGCAUCAUAUAAAAGAGCUAGACUAUUAAUUAGAUAUCUGUAAUUCUUAUAUAAUCAGAAUAAUAAUAAGAUAUCCAAAUUCUAAAUUCCAGAUUUAAUAAUAAUAUUUACUAUUCAUACACCAAAGAAUCUGAGUCUGAAUCAGCAUUAAUCUUCUAUAUAAUUGCAUAAAACUCCAAAAUAUCACUGAUUAAAUGUUAAUUUACCCAAAAUUAUAUUUCUUAAAGCGAAAAUAGCUUGUUAAAUAUAAAUAGUGAAUAAAUUCAUAUAAUUGAUUCAUCUUUUAUUUCAAAUAAUUAGAUUGGUGAUAGCUUUUUGAAGCACAUAAAUUGGAAAUAUCUACCAUUUUAUUUAACAAUAGAAUAAAUCAAAAAUUAAUUUUAAGUACUAUCCACAAGUGGAAAUGGUUAAAUAACAUCCUCCUCAGUUACACUUAGAAACACAAAUAUUGAAGAUAGUUUUUCAACUUCUGCGGGAUGCUUUAAAAUUACAUUAGAAAAUGAAGGGCAGUUGCUUAUCAGAAAUUCUAUAUUUAAAAAUAUCUCCACUAAAAUAUCUGAAGAAUAAUCAUUGGGGGGUUGCCUGUAUGUUAUUGAUAGAAGCAUUAAUAUCUAAAUUGAUAUAUUAGAUUCUAUCUAUAANCACAUACUUGUUUGUUGUUAUAAACCGGAUUAAGCUUUUAAGAUUAUUAUUAUGAUACUAAAUUUUAAUAAUUCUUUAAGUAAAGUUAAACCGGAACAGAUCCGAAUUCGAUUACAUUGA
Paramecium octaurelia is the source of this 7112-nucleotide messenger RNA. Lineage: Eukaryota; Ciliophora; Oligohymenophorea; Peniculida; Parameciidae. The record is from the annotation of a GenBank genome assembly.